Molecule: messenger RNA, 1439 nt
Organism: Eurytemora carolleeae
Lineage: Eukaryota; Metazoa; Arthropoda; Copepoda; Calanoida; Temoridae
Product: saccharopine dehydrogenase-like oxidoreductase
Exons: 14
Biological process (GO): glycolipid biosynthetic process
Cellular component (GO): mitochondrion; plasma membrane; lipid droplet
Source: RefSeq, a predicted model, not a curated record
AAAACUAGUGUACACAGGGCCGCUGUACAACAUGGUAUAAGCUGGGCUGUAGCUGGACGAAAUGAAGCUCGUCUCCAACAAGUGUUAUCAGCUGCUGGUCGAGCUGUAUCAGCUGAUCUGUCUAGUGUGCCAGUCCUGCUGUGUGAUUGUGGAGAUUCCAAUUCUCUUAUACAGAUGGCGCGCAGAAGCAGAGUUCUUCUUAACUGUGUUGGACCGUACAGGUUCUUUGGUGAGGCCGUUGUGGAGGCUUGUGUUGAGGCCGGGGCCCAUCAUGUUGAUAUAUCUGGAGAACCAGCUUUCCUAGAGAAAAUGCAACUUAAAUAUCAUCAGAAGGCUGUGGAGAAUGGAGUGUAUGUGGUUGGAUCCUGUGGUUUUGAUUCAAUACCCUCGGAUCUUGGUCAAAUCUGUGUCAGGAAGGAGAUGAAGGGAGAUCUCAACUCCGUGGAGACAUUCCUCAGUGUAAGUAUUCCACCUCUACCAGGAGCUGCAUUAAACUUUGGAACCUGGCAGAGCGCAAUUUAUGGGUUUGCUUACGCUCAGGGACUAGGAAAGAUGUUUUACGCACCGGAAGUGGAUUCCUACUGCAUGCCGUUCCUAGGCGCAGAUAGAUCAGUCAUGCUCAGGACUCAAAGAGAGAUUUACCACGGGAAAGAAGAAAAUCCUGCACAAGUUCAGUGCUAUGUAGAGAUGUCCCGCCUGAAUAUAAUUCUAACAAUGCUGGUUGGAAUAGUAUUCGGUAUCCUAGCUUCAUUCAAGUUCGGCAGGUCUCUUCUGGAGAACUAUCCCGGAUUUUUCUCUCUGGGAGCAGUAAGCAAGCAAGGGGUACCGAAAGCAAAGGCUGAUGAAACUAACUUCACGAUGACAUUGUUGGGUAAAGGUUGGGAUUAUAAAGGAGAUCAUGAUUCACCACCUAACAGGGUUGUAAAGACAAUUGUGAAAGGGAAGAAUGUCGGAUACGGUGCUACUUGUGAAUGCUUGGUUCAGGCUGGUUUAGUGAUUCUUCAAGAAAUGGACAGGUUGCCAAGUGUAGGAGGAGUGUAUACUCCUGGAUUCGCUUUUGCUGAAACUACCCUGGUUGAUCGUCUUCAUAAACACGGAGUCACAUUUGAUACAACAAUUCUUAACUAAAUGUGAGAGGAGCCUUGGAGCUGGUGUGAGUCAUCCUCAGAUAAAAAAAAACGCAACUUGAAAUCAACCCUGGUUCAAAUGCAUUUAUGAAAUUUAAGUAAAUAAAUAUCAAUGCUCCCUUUAAAAAAUAUAUUUUACGUUUUUAAAGAAUGUAACAAUUGUGUUGUUUGAUAAAAACAUCGGGAAUAGAAAUGAAGAAAAACCUUCUAGCUUGAGUUUAGUGUUAUGAGAUUAACAUGGAGCUGAAAUCUUCAUCUUGAAAAUAAACAUGUAAUUAAAUGCAUUUAUGAAAAAAAACUUUUAGAUUUUAA